This is a messenger RNA of Erpetoichthys calabaricus (reedfish), 3195 nucleotides long. RefSeq names its product lysine-specific histone demethylase 2. The coding region runs from base 186 to 2624 and encodes 812 amino acids. The record is from RefSeq and is a predicted model, not a curated record. Gene Ontology annotation, molecular function: oxidoreductase activity; protein binding; zinc ion binding. Lineage: Eukaryota; Metazoa; Chordata; Cladistia; Polypteriformes; Polypteridae. The transcript is spliced from 22 exons.
AAUCUUCAAGUCAUUGCAAUCGAAUGUUGCAACGUCCAUUUGAACUUUGAAGUGAUGCCCACUAUCCUUUAUUGACAUGAGUGAUCUGUGAAUAUGCUCACAUUUGGCACUACAUCCCUGAAGACGGUUUACGAGACAAUGGGCAUCCAUCUGUCGAUCUUCUACUAUAAGAUUGUGCAAACACCAUGUUAUCCGUUAGGAUCAGAGCGAAAAAGAAACCAGUGGCAUUGGAACAACCCCUAGAAAACCAACCAUUAAGAUCUUCAGGAAGGCAGGCAAAAAGGAAAGCCAACGAAACAGAAGAAGAGGAUGACACUUCAGAGAAAAAGUAUAGAAAGUGUGAAAAGGCCGGAUGCACUGCCACGUACCCAGUUUGCUUUGCUAGUGCUUCAGAAAGGUGUGCAAAGAAUGGCUACACAUCACGAUGGUAUCAUUUAUCAUGUGGAGAGCACUUCUGCAAUGAGUGUUUCGAUCAUUAUUACAGAAGUCACAAAGAUGGGUAUGAGAAGUAUACCAGCUGGAAGAGAAUUUGGACAGGAAAUGGGAAAAGUGAACCGAGCCUGAAAGCUUUUAUGGCCGACCAGCAGCUUCCUUAUUGGGUACGGUGUAUAAAGUCAGAUUGUGGAAAGUGGCGACAGCUAACAAAGGAAAUUAACCUUACCUCCACAUUAGCAAUGACUUACCGCUGUGGAAUGAAGCUCAAUAACAUAAAAACAGAAGGCCCAGAUCAGUGUUGUCAGCCAGAAGACAUGAGAGUGGCUGAAGUUAUCGACAGCUGGUGGCAUUCAAUGCUCAUCUUGCCUCCCCUGCUUAAGGACAGUCCUGCUGACCCUUUCUUGUCUGCUUACUAUCCAGAUUGUGUGGGUAUGAGCCCCUCAGGCUCCCCCUGCAGUCACGCCGUCCAUGAUAUGCAGAAGUCUGAACAUCUCAAGAUAAUCCAUCCUCAAAUCGCAGGAUUAAGCCAGUAUUUCCAGCCCUUCUAUCAGCCCAAUGAGUGUGGUAAAGCUCUUUGUGUGAGACCAGAUGUGAUGGAACUGGACGAGCUUUAUGAAUUUCCCGAAUAUUCUCGGGACCCAACAAUGUACCUCGCUUUAAGGAAUCUUAUCUUGGCCUCUUGGUUUAGGAAUUGUAAAGAAGUCCUGACUCCAGAGAAAUGUGCACCUCACAUUAUUGUUCGUGGUUUGGUUAGGGUUCGCUGCGUUCAGGAGAUGGAGCGAAUUCUUCACUUCAUGACAAGAAAGGGCCUCGUAAAUACUGGAAUUUUGUCUGUUAAGCACCCUCUUCUACCAAAAGAAUACACCAAAAAAUCAGUGAUUGUUAUCGGUGCAGGCACAUCAGGCUUGGCCGCUGCUCGUCAGCUCAAAAACUUUGGAGUGCAGGUGACAGUUUUGGAGGCCAGAGAUCGCAUCGGUGGACGGGUAUGGGAUGAAACCUCACUUGGAGUUAUGGUGGGACGAGGAGCCCAGAUAGUUAACGGCUGUAUUAACAAUCCCAUAGCAUUAAUGUGUGAGCAGAUUGGUAUUAAAAUGCAUAAACUUAAAGAAAGAUGUGACCUUAUUCAAGAAGGAGGACGAGUGACAGAUCCUACGAUAGACAAACGGAUGGAUUUCCACUUUAAUGCCAUCCUGGAUGUUGUAUCUGAAUGGAGGAAAGACAAAAGCCAGAAUCAAGAUGUUCCUUUGGGAGAAAAAAUCCAGCAGAUCUACAAAACCUUUGUACACGAGUCUGGAAUUCAGUUCAGUGAUAUAGAAGAGAAGGUUUUACAGUUUCAUCUCAGCAAUUUGGAGUUUGCCUGUGGCAGCACUCUAGAACAGGUUUCUGCACGCUCCUGGGACCACAAUGAAUUUUUUGCCCAGUUUACAGGAGACCAUACACUUUUAACAGCUGGUUAUUCUUCUUUAAUAAAUAAACUGGGAGAUGGACUAGACAUCCGCCUUAAAACUUCGGUUGAAGCCAUUGAUUAUACCGGAGGUGACAUCACAGUGAUUGCGAGCAACGGCGCUCGCUGGAUUGCACAAAAGAUUUUGAUAACAAUCCCUUUGGCGUUACUUCAGAAGAAUAUAAUUCGAUUCAACCCACCAUUGCCAGAGAGGAAAUUAAAGGCCAUGCACAGUCUGGGCGCCGGAGUCAUUGAGAAGAUUGCCAUGCAGUUUCCAUACAAAUUCUGGAGCAGCAAGAUUGAGGGGGCCGAUUUCUUUGGACACAUUCCGCCCGGCCCUGACAAGAGAGGCCUGUUUGGUGUAUUCUAUGACAUGGAUCCAACUGGUAAACAGAGCGUCCUAAUGUCCGUCAUCACCGGCGAUGCAGUUUCAAUCAUCAAAGAUCUGGAAGACAAAAAGAUUGUGGCUAUGUGUAUGGGCAUCCUGAGAGGACUUUUUAAAGAACAGGAGGUCCCGGAGCCCAUCAGAUAUUUUGUUACCCGAUGGCAUAAAGAAAAAUGGUCUCAAAUGGCUUACAGCUUUGUAAAGAUUGGAGGCAGCGGAGAAGCUUACGACAUAAUGGCUGAGGAGGUGCAAGGCAAAUUGUUCUUUGCUGGAGAGGCUACCAAUCGACAUUUCCCUCAGACUGUGGCCGGUGCCUAUCUAAGUGGUGUCAGAGAAGCCAGCAAAAUCGCAGCUUUGUAAAGGUGCAGCUCGACCUCCGCUUGUCAACGCCACACGUAGAACAAAGACUGAUAACGUGGUGCCAAGUCAGUGAGGGGCAAUGCUGAAGAUCGACACCCUCAGGCCCAGGGCAAGUCUUUAGAGGUGGUCCUGUGAUGCCCACCAUACCUCAUGUAUUUAUAGAUUCAGCCGAAGAACAAAUGAUUUGAUGUAUAUAUUCUUUUUUUGGUGAAAAUUUCUCAUUUUAUAAAUGUUCAUUUUUUUUAAACUCUAAAAACAGUUGCAUGGGAGCAAAAUGUAUGUGUCGUUCGAUUUGUAUGUUAGCCAAAAUAUUUAUUAUACUCGAACCUUCUACUUGCAAAUGAAAUAUCUAGUGUAGAGAGUGGGCACAGGGACCCAUGUUUGCAGUUUGUUUUUAUUUGUGUUUACUGAACGGUUGCCCGUCUUUUCUGUUGCUGCAUGUUCUGUAACUUGUGAGUUGGAGUAGAAUGGAGUCGCUCUGUCCGUCACGCACCACAGUGUCGUGUUUCCAGAGUAGCCUGUUAAUUUGUAUAGAAAUGAUUUGUAAAUAAGCCUGGUGAGCCCAUUUCAU